Messenger RNA from Hemiscyllium ocellatum (epaulette shark), 3894 nucleotides. Its product is annotated as FERM and PDZ domain-containing protein 1-like. Gene Ontology annotation, molecular function: protein binding. Gene Ontology annotation, cellular component: cytoskeleton. The transcript has 16 exons. Gene Ontology annotation, biological process: signal transduction. NCBI's taxonomy places the organism in Eukaryota, Metazoa, Chordata, Chondrichthyes, Orectolobiformes, Hemiscylliidae. Bases 1 to 3894 code for a protein of 1297 amino acids. The record is from RefSeq and is a predicted model, not a curated record.
AUGAAAUACACACUGAGGGAACAAGGGAACAGCCCUGGUAGACAGCCUGGUAAUGCCUAUGGAAUGGGUUCCUUUGCCUGUGUGUUCCCUCUGCCCAAUACAGCCAUUCACUGCAAGUUGCUGGUGGGCACUUCUGGAACAAUGUGGCCUUGCAGGGCACAGUACCAGUGUGUUGGAAGAUGCCAGAAUGGUGGCAAUGCCUGCUUGAAAGUAACGUGCUUUUAUCAGCAGUGGGACGGUAAUCAAGGUCCAGCCGAUGGAGCAGCUGCUAACACAAACCAGCCGAGCAGCCCUUUGAAGGUCACAGUGAAGAUUAUCAAAGAUCCACUCCUGGACUACGGUUUUAUGGUCUCAGAAGAUUCACCAGUAUGUGUGAAGUCUGUCACUGCAGGUGGUCCUGGAGAGGGAAAGCUAUUCCCAGGUGACCAGAUUUUACAAAUUAACGACAUGCCUCUGGAUACAAUUUCCCAGGAACGUAUCGAUAACAUUAUGAGGGAAUGUGGUAACACUGUUACAGUGACUGUCCUGCGAAAUACCCCUGGGCCCAAGUCAUCAUUUAUUACUGAAGAAAAGCGAGCCAGAUUGAAAAGCAACCCAGUCAAAGUACACUUUGCUGAGGAAGUGAUCGUCAAUGGCCAAGUACAGGGUAACUCGCUACUCUUAAUGCCCGGUAUUCUCAAGGUGUAUUUGGAAAAUGGACAGACCAAAGCCUUUCAAUUUGAGAAAAAUACAACAGUGAAGGAUAUCAUCCUCAGCCUGAAGUCAAAGUUAUCCAUCCGUUGUAUUGAGCAUUUUGCUCUGGUUUUGAAGGAACGAUACACUAUCAACAAGAUCUAUAUCUUACAUGAUGAUGAACUCAUUGAGCAGGUGGUCCAGAAGCGAGAGCCCCGUGAUUAUAGGUGUCUCUUCAGGGUUUGUUUCCUGCCAAGAGAUCCACUUGUACUUUUACAAGAUGAUCCAGUUACUUUUGAAUACCUCUACUCACAGAGUUGCAAUGAUGUGCUGCUGGAGAGGUUUGCGAUGGAGAUGAAAUACAGCACUGCUAUCCAUCUCGCAGCACUGCAAAUUCAGGAAUGCAUCCUCAGCUCCAACCAUUCUGAGAAAGUCUCCAUGAAGUACAUUGAGAUGAAUUGGGGAAUUGAGAAUUUUGUCUCAUCAACUGUACUUGACAACAUGAAAGAGAAAGAUAUCAGAAAGGCCAUUAACUAUCACCUUAAGAACAAUCAUAGUUUGAUUGCACCAGGACAAAAGCAACUGAUAUCCACGGCACAAGUCCGGCUGAAUUACCUGAACAUACUGAGUGAUCUUCGAGCAUAUGGAGGGAAAACCUUUAACGCAACCCUUCUGCUGCAGGACAGCGAAUCAUUUAUCACAUUGUUGGUCGGAGCCAAAUAUGGUAUCAGCGAAGUUGUUAACAGCAAACUCAAUAUUAUAAACCAGUUAACAGACUUCAACAACAUCCAGAAGUUGGAAUUGACCUUUGAGUAUGAGAAGAUCAGCGUGGUGAACAUCUACCUGGUGGAUGUGAAGUCUCUGACGUUGGUACUGGAAACUCGUCAUGCUAAAGACCUUGUGUGUUUGAUUGCUGGAUAUCAUAGGCUAUAUGUGAACUCAACAGACUCCAUAUUCAUCUGGCCUGGCAACUAUCAAAGUCAGACAACUGAAGAAGGUGACGAGGCCCAAAGAUUAAGUGAUUCAGAGUCAUCAUCAGACAUUGAGUCUAUAGAUAUCCACAAAUUGAGAAAUGGAUUCAUAGGGCCUCUGACUGAAGAAAAUGAGGACAUUGAGAACUCGGAAAGUGAGGCUACAGACAGUGACUGCUUACGGGAGAAUAUCCAGGAAGAGACCAGUUGCAGCACAGGGGAUGUGUCUGAUCUGAAUGAUGAAGCAACAUGUCAGGGAGGACACUUUUGUGAUAGAAGCUGUUCUGCUGACUCUAUGGAUGAACUGCAAACGGAGACUUCAGCUCCACACUCACAUGGUGAGAUUUCUGAAGAUGAUGACAAAGAUUCUAACACUGAAGAGAGUGAUGGUGAGCCAGUUACAAAGAAGCACUGUACCAUGGAAUUGAAAGACAGUUUUGAACAACCUUCAGCAGACUCCUUAGCCUCUACUUCGACCCUUUCUAAAUGCUUUGCAUGUUUUACAAAGGUGGUUUGCUCUAUUCCUGACCUCAGCCAAAGUGAGAACCCAUGCACUGCAGAAGUUUGCAACCAGUGCCCCAGGAACGAGGACGACAGUUAUGCAGAAGGGGACAAGUCUUGGAAUUUGACAAGUCAUGGCCUGCUCACUGAGUUACCACCUGCUAUUGAUGGGGACUUAUACAGUGAGGUCCUCACUAUCCCGAUUCUGGCUCCUCCCCCUGACGAAUUUUUCGAUGCAGCUGAAAAGGUUACUCAUGUGGAAGGUUCAGGUGACAUCAAAUUCAGUGGAACUGAAGCAGAGUUGGAGUCUGCUAAAAUUAAGGGGAUUGAAGCAAAACAAAAUGUGCAGAUAAGUCCAAGUCUUUUUGGCACAGGACUGGACAUCAAAUCUGUUGAAUGCAUCAAAGAAGAUCUGACAGCACUGACAGAAAACUCAGUUCUGGAAGAGGAAAUCUCCAGCAGGAGGAACUCAUCUAAGACAGACAAAAAAAGCAAAGAUGCUUACUCCCUUGACAUAUCCAGGUUACGUCUGAAUUUAAACCGAGUCUCCUUUAAGACAUUCGGCAUGUUUAAACAUUUAAAAUCACCACACUUAGAACCAAAGAUUGAAACUUGCGCAGUGAGGUCUCUUAACAUUUCUGAGUGCAACACGGAGCCUGCAGAAGACAGCUCGAAAGAUGACUUAUCAAAAACAGAACAGAUCUCUAACCAGACUGAGGCAAGUAUAACUGAGAUCAGUACAUCGAUAAUUUGCCCUCAAGAUAGAAACCUUCCUCAGGAAAUAUCUUCACUGACAAAUACACCAAGGCAGCUUUAUGAAGUAGACAACUCAACCAUUCAGGAAUCUGCAACUGCAACUCAGCAAAAUGAAUGUCCCUCCACCAAACUGAGCUGUCUCCAACAAAUAAAAAAUAAACACAGUUUGAAUGUUGACUCCAGAGUUCAAGCUAUCCUCACAACUGACUUGGAUAAGGAAAUAGAUGAACAGCUCCCAAUAAGUGAUAAGGACACGUGUAGCUGUAAGAUAGUACAUGGGAAUCGUUUUCGAGCACAGGGUACUGAUGUUAAUGACGAAAGCAAAGAUUUAGCAUAUUCCAUACGGCAGUGUUCACCAAAGACCACCCCACCUGAUUCAGAAAACCACCUCUCUCAAUACCUCACCACAUUUACUGGGCAAAGUGAGAAAUUCAUGCUUACCAGUUGCUCCUUUGAUUUUCCUAAAACUGAUCUUACACCAAAGCUUGAAGGCUCCAUUCUGUCACAAUUCAAGGCUGAAAGAUAUAGCAUGCCGAAUGGGUUCCAUCUGAUACGGAACAAUAUCAUGGAGCUACUCAAUGUGCUGAAAGAAUUCCCCAGAGAAAGUCAUAUUGAGGAAGAAUGUGCAAUACUUACUUCAUCAAUAAAGGAGAAAUUAUAUAUUGAAAGUGGAAAACUGAUGUCUGCUGGCCAGAAGGGCAUUAAAGUAGACCAGGCUCCUGUGGAGAUGCUCCUGGGAGUUUCUGAAAGUUUCCAGGCCCUCAUACAGCUAACAGCAACAUGUCUCCAGUUCACGACCUGCAUGCAUUGCGCAGAACGUCAUGCCAAAGUGGUCAAUAACUUAAAAGACGUUUCUUUGACUUAUAAAACCUUUGUGAAAAUCUCUCAGGAUGCAUGCAGCAGGAAGUGUGAUGACUUAAGAAUGAAACUCCUGGCUCAACAGUGUAAUGCACUGACUGCUGAUGUUUUCUGCCUGACGCAGUCAUUCAAAUAA